AGGAUUGAAUGGUAAGUUAAAUUACCCUGAAUAAGGUAGACUUGAUUAUAUAUGCACAAUGCUGGAAAACUAAACACAAAGUUAAUGGCAAAUAACAGUUCAGAGAUCUCUGGAAAUGCAUUGUGAAAACCUAAGUAUUACUUUCGAGAACAGCAGAAAGCAGUAAACCGGCAGCCAACAUCAGGAAGACUGCUUAGAGACUCAAAGAAAAUUCUCAGCCCUUCAUUAUUUGAGAAGCGAAGGUCUGAUAUGCAACAACACUAAACCCUUUGCUGUAUCUGCAGCUGUGUGGCUGCAGCCACAGAAGAGUGCACGGAGCAGUGACCUAAGUCUGUAGCAUCCCUGAAGAUGUCAAUGAACAAUGCACCAAACGUAUUCUUGGAUCCGAAUGCAAAUCGGUUUCAAGUUAAUAUAAUUAAUGAAGACCAUGACAACAAUGAAACAACCCAAGAGGAUGUGGGCUCUGACCCACCACAUUAUGAAGAAACAUCUUUUACCGAUGAAACACAUAACAGACUAAGAAUCAGUUACAGACCAGGAAAAAGAGAAUUAUAUGACAAUUUCCGUCAAAAUGGGGAGAAAACAGAAGCUAGCUUACAUCCCUAUGAUACUCACAGUAAAAUGUAUUAUCUACAAACCUUUGGCCAUAACACAAUGGACCCAGUUCCUAAAAUUGAUUAUUAUAGAAACACUGGCAGUGUCAGUGGGAAUAAGAUCAACAGACCAAGCUUAUUAGAAAUUCAUGAACAACUGGCAAAGAACAUCGCCGUGAGCACCGGCUCCGUCGAGAGAGUGGCGAAUGGAGAAAGCAGCGCAGGAGAUGAGACAGCAGUCAGCAAGGAAGAAGAAAACAAAACAGGAUUUGUCAAGUUCGGAUGGGUGAAGGGUGUGCUGGUAAGAUGCAUGCUUAAUAUUUGGGGUGUGAUGCUCUUUAUUCGACUUUCCUGGAUUGUAGGUCAAGCAGGAAUUGGUCUUGGAGUAAUCAUAAUUCUUCUCGCCACGAUGGUAACCUCAAUUACUGGGUUGUCAACUUCUGCAAUAGCAACUAAUGGGUUUGUCCGUGGAGGUGGAGCAUACUAUCUCAUCUCAAGAAGCCUGGGCCCAGAGUUUGGUGGAUCUAUAGGCCUUAUCUUUGCAUUUGCCAAUGCGGUGGCAGUUGCCAUGUAUGUCGUUGGGUUUGCUGAAACAGUUGUAGAACUUCUUAAGGAGAGUGAUACACUGAUGGUAGAUGAGUCCAACGACAUCAGAAUCAUAGGGACCAUCACUGUGGUGUGUCUUCUCGGCAUCUCUGUUGCUGGCAUGGAAUGGGAAGCAAAGGCUCAAGUUAUUCUUCUAAUUGUUCUCCUUGUUGCCAUUGCAAAUUUCUUUAUUGGGACAGUCAUUCCUACCAACACUGAAAAGAAGGCAAGAGGCUUUUUUAAUUACCAAGCAUCAAUAUUUGCAGAAAACUUUGGACCAGACUUCAGAAGUGGAGAAGGAUUUUUUUCGGUGUUUGCCAUAUUUUUCCCAGCUGCCACUGGCAUUCUUGCAGGAGCCAAUAUCUCAGGAGAUCUGAAAGACCCACAAAGUGCCAUACCCCAGGGAACAAUGCUGGCCAUUGUGAUCACCACAAUUGCUUACAUUGCUGUUGCAAUAUGUGCAGCCUCCUGUGUUGUAAGAGAUGCCACUGGGAACGUCAAUGAUACAAUUGUACCUGGAAUGAGCUGCAAUGGAUCAUCUGCCUGUGGCCUAGGCUAUGAUUUUUCCAGAUGUGCAAGUCAGCCAUGUGAUUAUGGGCUGAUGAAUAAUUUUCAGGUGAUGAGCAUGGUGUCUGGCUUUGGUCCACUCAUCACAGCUGGCAUCUUCUCAGCUACUCUGUCAUCAGCUCUAGCAUCUCUUGUCAGCGCACCCAAAGUUUUCCAGGCUCUUUGCAAGGACAAUGUCUACAAAGGGCUAGAAUUCUUUGCCAAAGGAUAUGGAAAAAACAACGAGCCGAUCAGGGGAUAUGUCCUCACUUUUGUGAUUGCCAUGGCCUUCAUUUUGAUUGCUGAACUGAAUACCAUUGCUCCCAUCAUCUCCAAUUUCUUCCUGGCUUCAUACGCUUUGAUUAAUUUCUCCUGCUUUCAUGCCUCAUAUGCAAAAUCUCCAGGAUGGAGACCUGCAUUCAGAUAUUAUAACAUGUGGGUGUCACUGUUUGGAGCCCUGCUGUGCUGUGGGGUGAUGUUUGUCAUCAACUGGUGGGCAGCUCUCAUCACUUAUGCCAUUGAGCUCUUCCUAUAUAUUUAUGUAACAUAUAAGAAGCCAGAAGUAAACUGGGGCUCCUCUACCCAGGCUCUGUACUUUGUUAAUGCCUUAGACAGCGCUCUGGCGUUAACGACAGUGGAAGACCAUGUUAAAAACUUCAGACCCCAGUGCUUAGCAUUAACAGGAGCUCCUAUGGUCAGGCCUGCUCUGCUGGACAUCACCCACGCCUUCACGAAGAACAACGGGCUGUGUAUCUGCUGUGAGGUGUACACGGGACCACGCAAGCUGUGUGUUAAGGAGAUGAACAGUGGCAUGGAAAAAAAGCAGGCCUGGCUCACAAAGAACAAAAGAAAAGCCUUUUAUGCAGCAGUGGCAGCUGACAGCUUCAGAGAUGGAGUCAAAAGUCUACUUCAAGCCUCAGGCUUGGGAAGAAUGAAACCAAACACCCUGGUGAUUGGAUUUAAGAAGGACUGGAGAAGUGCACCUGCCACUCAAGUUGAGAACUAUGUGGGCAUUAUACAUGAUGCCUUUGAUUUUGAGCUCGGUGUAAUUAUCAUCAGAAUUAGCCAAGGAUUUGAUAUAUCGCAGGUCCUUCAGGUUCAAGAGGAAUUAGAGAAGCUGGAGCAGGAGAGAUUGGCACUCGAAGCCACCAUUAAAGAAAAUGAUUUUGAAGAAGGAAAAAGGGGUAUCUGUGGAUUCUUCAAAAAAGCCAGCACACUGAAUAUCUCAAAACACGAAACAAAGAAAGAGAGCACCAUUAACACCAUGCAGUCAAUGCACGUGGGUGAAUUCAAUCAGAGGCUGCUAGAAGCCAGCACUCAAUUUAAAAAGAAGCAAGGAAAAGGUACAAUUGACAUUUGGUGGCUAUUCGAUGAUGGAGGUCUAACAAUCCUAAUUCCUUACAUUCUAACUAUCAGGAAGAAGUGGAAGAAUUGUAAAUUAAGGAUCUUCACUGGAGGAAAAGUCAAUAGGAUUGAAGAAGAAAAACUAGUGAUGGCUUCACUCCUAAGCAAAUUCAGAAUAAAAUUUGCUGAUAUUAAUAUCAUUUGUGAUAUCAAUAUAAAGCCCAACAAAGAGAGCUGGAAAUUCUUUGAAGAGAUGAUUGAACCAUAUCGCCUCCAUGAAAGCUGCAAAGAUAUGACAACUGCUGAGAAAUUAAAGCGAGAGACUCCAUGGAAAAUUACAGAUGCAGAGCUGGAAGCAUUCAAGGAGAAGAGUUACCGCCAAGUCCGUCUGAAUGAACUCUUACAGGAGCACUCGAGAGCAGCCAACCUCAUUGUCCUGAGUCUCCCUGUGGCAAGAAAAGGAGCAGUGUCUGAUUACCUGUACAUGGCUUGGCUAGAAAUUCUCUCCAAGAACCUUCCUCCAGUCUUAAUGGUCAGAGGCAACCACAAAAAUGUACUGACUUUCUAUUCUUAGAAAAAACAUCGGUGCCUGGAAUAUGCCUUGCUUGAUUCCAGCAGCUACAUUUUUAAUGGAAAUUGUUCAAAGACACACUCAUUUAAUACAAACCUAAAAUUUUAAUAAUUGACAGAUUUUUUUUUCUCAAAAAUCCAAAGCAAAGAAUUAGACAAAAAAAUGUAGAUGGUCCCUGCUGGUGUUACACCCCAGUACAGGCAAAAGAAGGAAAAUCUACCUGCAUGUCAUAUGAGACAGCAAAUAUUUUGAACACACAAAGGAGAAAUUCUUCUGAUUUUAUAAAGUAUUGAAGAAGUUGUUGAUAUUUACCAUAGAAAGCAAAAAUUACUUGUGAUAAACCAAAAGAUUAAAUCUCUAAUAAUUUUUUCAAACUGCAGUAUCAUAGUUGCUAAUGGGCACACAGUAGGAUCCAAAUGAAAUGCACCAACUUAUGAGACAAAAACCUGUAUGGCAUCCAUCAGGUGUAAGUCAUGAACGGAUAGAAUGCAAGUAGAAUACAUGCAAUGAUUUUUGAUUGUAAUAUUACCAAAUUAGGACCUAUGCCUACAGCAGAUGCUUUUACUUAAAAUGUUCUGCUAAUUUAAAUUAAUUCAAACACUUCUAAUUCAGUCACAAAAAAUUAGAUAUAUAAAAAUAUGGACUUUGUUACAAGACUUGAUAAUGCAUUUUCAAGUUCUGACAUGCAAUGGAAUGUGUGAUUGAAAUAAUUAAAUGUUGUAAGUAAAUUUCACCAAAAAAUCAAUAAAACACUAAAUAUUCUGACAAUUUUUGCUAUGAAUGUUAGAGUUAAUACAAUCUGACAUUAUACAUUGGGAUAAUAUGUACAGUGAUUUAUGUGAUUAGAAAACAAAAACUCGUUAGCUGAGUUGAAUGCCUUACUUUUGAUUUUUAUAAAAGAUUUCUCUGGUUUUUUGACUUUCUAAAUAAUAUUAAUUAUACACUAACUUAAAAUAAAGGCAAUUCAUUAAGUUGUGUAAUUUUUCUAUUUUCUACUCUGCAACAUUAUGGUACUUUAUAAUUUCAGCUGUCAAGAAAAGCAGCUUCUCUUUUUAAUGGGUAAAGCUAUAUCCUGCGUGUAAGCAAUAUUUAAAUUAAAGGCCAUCAAGGAA
Molecule: messenger RNA, 4751 nt
Organism: Motacilla alba alba
Lineage: Eukaryota; Metazoa; Chordata; Aves; Passeriformes; Motacillidae
Gene: SLC12A1
Product: solute carrier family 12 member 1
Exons: 27
Coding region: 349-3642 (1097 amino acids)
Biological process (GO): sodium ion homeostasis; chloride ion homeostasis; potassium ion homeostasis
Cellular component (GO): membrane
Molecular function (GO): sodium:potassium:chloride symporter activity
Source: RefSeq, a predicted model, not a curated record